AAAGAAAAAGGCAAAAAAUUGAUGGAGGAACGGGAUUUGCUGAUCGCUCCUUCACAAAUGUUGAAAAUUUUGCACGAUUUCUACCUGAAAUCGGCCGUUUCGGGAAUCGCGUUGUGCCUAAUAAUGAAGCUGCCAGUGUAACGGUUACGGUGAUUAUAAAAGUGACUCGGAAAUCGUGUUCGUUAAAUGGAGAAAAUCGUUACGAAAAAGUUUAUCUGAUUCUGAAAUUCUUCUGCCUUGCACAAAACGAGAAAAAAACGGAACUAUUCGGUUCAUAUCAAGAGAGGGGUGAAAAAGAAGAAAGGCGCUUAGUAAUCAAUCGGAAAGAGUGGUGAUUGGAGAGGAAGAUUUUUUUUUGUAAGGGGAAGAUGACCACGACAGGUGUCCUCCCGUUUGUGCGGGGAAUCGACUUCACCUACAAUGAUUUUAGCGAUGGGCGCUUCCCGCAGAACAUCAAACACAUGUCCGGGGUGCAGUGGCUCAAGCUGGAUCGCACCGGCAUCCAGGAAAUUCCGGAAGAGAUGGGUAAACUGAUGAAGCUGGAGCAUCUGUCGAUGAAGAACAACGACCUGGAGAAGCUCUAUGGGGAGCUCACGGAGCUGAACUGUUUGCGGUCGUUGAAUCUGCGCCGGAAUAAUAUUAAAAGCAGUGGUAUUCCGAAUGAGUUGUUCGAUCUGGAAGAGCUCACCACCCUCGAUUUGUCCCACAACAAACUGAAGGAGGUCCCGGAGGGAUUGGAGAAGGCCAAGAGCCUGUUGGUUCUGAAUUUGAGCAACAAUCAAAUCGAAAGCAUUCCACCGUCGCUCUUCAUCAACCUAACGGACCUACUGUUCCUCGAUUUGUCCAACAACAAGCUGGAAACGCUUCCGCCGCAGACACGUCGCCUUUCCAAUCUGCAAACCUUGAUACUGAACGACAAUCCGCUGGAGCUGUUCCAGUUGCGGCAACUUCCUUCGCUUCAGAAUUUGGUGUGCCUUCAGAUGCGCAACACUCAGCGUACGCUGCUAAACUUUCCCACAUCGCUCGAUAGCUUGUCGAAUCUGCAGGAGCUGGACCUUUCCCAGAACGCGCUGUCUAAAAUCCCGGACGCUCUAUACAACUUGGCAAACCUGAAGCGAUUAAAUUUGAACGACAACGUUGUCCAGGAGCUUUCGCCCUUGAUCGAGAAUUGGUCCAAAUUAGAAACAUUGAACCUGUCCCGGAACCAGCUGGUGGGUUUGCCUCCCACCCUGUGUAAGUUGCAAAACCUGAGACGGCUGUAUGUUAACGACAAUCAGCUGAACUUCGAGGGGAUUCCUUCGAGUAUCGGGAAAAUGGGAGCUUUAGAAGUUUUCAGUGCCUCAAACAACCAGCUGGAGAUGGUCCCAGAGGGUUUGUGCCGCUGUGGUUCCCUGAAAAAGUUGAAUCUUAGUUCCAACAAGUUGAUAACCCUUCCGGAGGCCAUUCAUCUGCUAACCGAUAUGGAUCAGUUGGAUUUGCGGAACAAUCCGGACUUAGUAAUGCCCCCAAAACCAGUCGAAGUACAAAGGGGUGAUGGCUUAGCCUUUUACAACAUUGACUUCUCACUUCAAACCCAACUGAGGUUAGCGGGGGCAAAUGUCCCAGCACAAGCUCAGCAACCGAACAGUAGCAAGGAUCCGAUUGCGCGGAAGCUUCGUUUGAGACGGGGUGCCCGGAAUGAUUCCGCCGAUCAGGACUCAGCUAAGGUUUUGAAAGGUAUGCAGGACCUCGCAAAGGAUAAGAAUGCCCUCGGAUUCGAAGAUGAAAAGGUGGAGAAUUUGAAACCGAAGCGAUGGGACGAAAGUUUAGAGAAACCUCCGGUAGAUUAUUCGGAAAUAUUUGAGGAAGAAGAUGGACAGGAAGUAGGUCUAACGGUUUGGGAAAUCGAAAACUUUUUGCCGAAUAAAAUUGAAGAAGCUGCCCAUGGCAAGUUUUACGAAGGCGAUUGCUACAUUGUGCUGAAAACGGUUCAUGACGAUGCCGGGCAGCUGAAUUGGGAGAUCUAUUUCUGGAUCGGAACCAAGGCUACCCUGGAUAAGCGAGCUUGUGCAGCAAUCCAUGCUGUGAAUCUGAGGAACUAUUUGGGGGCACGCGGCAGAACGAUUCGAGAAGAGCAAGGCGACGAAUCGGACGAGUUUUUGGCUCUGUUCGAUACAGAAGUUACCUACAUUGAGGGUGGCAGAACUCCGACUGGUUUCUACACGAUUGAAAACCUGGUCUACAUCGUUCGAUUAUACAGAAUUCACGAUGCGGGAGCUAACAUUCACAUGGAACCUGUAGAAGUGACCCACGAAUCGCUGGAUCCGGGACACGUAUUCCUGUUGGACACAGGCCUUCAAAUCUUCGCCUGGUACGGUUCCAAAUCCAAAAAUACCCUUAAAUCGAAGGCACGGUUCAUGGCCGAAAAAAUCAACAAAAAUGAAAGGAAAAACAAAGCAGAAAUCUUCCAAGAAUGCCAAGGUAAUGAAGGCGUUGAGUUCUGGAAAGCUUUCGGCUUUCCUGAUGGUCAAGGUCCGGGUGAAAAACCUUCAGCUCACGUUGAUCCAGCUUUCCUUCCUGUCUCCCCUCGCCUUUAUCAAAUUCAGCUAGGCAUGGGUUACCUGGAACUGCCUCAAGUCGAGUUACCAAGCAAAACACUUCAUCACAACAUCCUCAACAGCAAGAACGUUUACAUUCUGGAUUGUUACCUGGACCUUUUUGUUUGGUUUGGCAAGAAAUCUACUCGCCUGGUGCGGGCAGCUGCCAUCAAACUGUCCCAGGAGCUGUUCAAUAUGAUCGAACGCCCGGAGUACGCACUGAUAACCCGGGUUCAGGAAGGGACCGAGACGCAGGUUUUCAAAUCCAAGUUCAUCGGUUGGGACGAAGUAAUUGCCGUUGAUUUCACUCGUACUGCACAAUCCGUAGCUAGAACCGGGGCCGAUCUUACCGGAUGGGCCAAAAAGCAGGAAACGAAGGCUGAUUUGGCGGCUCUCUUCAUGCCGCGUCAACCCGCUAUGACUUUGAUGGAAGCACAACAGUUGGCGGAUGACUGGAACUACGAUCUGGAUGUGAUGGAAUCCUUCGUAUUGGAAGGGAAGAAGUUCGUCCGAUUGCCAGAAGAAGAACUGGGUAUCUUCUACACUGGCGAAUGCUAUGUAUUCCUCUGUCGAUACUGUUUACCGGUGGAUGAUGACGAGGAGGACGAAGAAGGGGCGGAUAAUGUAGACGGCACCAAUGGAAGCUCCUCCAACGUUAAACCCAACGGAUCGGGAGCUCCCGCUGCCGAAGAAAUCCAGUGUGUCGUUUACUUCUGGCAAGGCCGCGAAGCCGGCAACAUGGGCUGGCUGACGUUUACCUUCACCCUGCAGAAGAAGUUCAAAUCAAUGUUCGGGGAGCAGUUGGAAGUGGUGCGGAUCCACCAGCAGCAGGAGAAUCUAAAGUUCAUGUCCCACUUCAAGGGCAAGUUUGUGAUAAAGAACGGACGCCGAAAGGAGAAGCAGAAAACGCCAGAAGGUAAACAGCCUGUCGAGUUCUAUCAUCUACGUUCGAAUGGCAGUGCGCUGUGCACCCGUCUGAUCCAGAUUAGAGCCGAUGCCACCAAUUUGAAUUCCGCUUUCUGCUACAUUCUUUUCGUUCCCUUCGAAACGGAGGACGAUUCGGAAUCGGGUAUCGUGUAUGUUUGGAUGGGUUCCAAAACUUCCUCAGAAGAAUCUCGGUUGAUCCAGGAGAUUGCCGAAGAUAUGUUCAACAAUCCGUGGGUUAGCUUACAGAUCCUCCAAGAAGGUGAGGAACCGGAGAACUUCUUCUGGGUAGCGCUCGGAGGCCGCAAACCGUACGACCCCGAUGCCGAGUACAUGGACUACACCCGGCUGUUCCGGUGCUCGAACGAGAAGGGUUACUUCACGGUGGCGGAAAAGUGUUCCGACUUCUGCCAGGACGAUCUAGCCGAUGAUGACAUCAUGAUUCUGGACAACGGGGAGCAGGUAUUCCUGUGGCUGGGAUCCCGCUGCAGCGAGGUGGAGAUCAAGCUCGCCUACAAAUCGGCACAGGUCUACAUCCAACAUAUGCGCAUCAAACAACCGGAACGACCCCGGAAGCUGUUCCUGACCCUCAAGAACAAGGAAUCGAAACGCUUCACCAAAUGCUUCCACGGAUGGAGUGCCCACAAACGUCCCCCGGAGUAAGGAGGUCCAACAACCGGAAUUAAAACGCACAACAACGCAACCCCUGCCUGCUCCGCUUAAAGAACACCCGUAACCAGUUGAAAAUGAUUGAUUUCUUUUCUGUUCUUUUAUAAAAACAGCCAAGCAGGUUUGUACUUAACGCUUAACGGUAUUUUAUUUUCGUUUCUACUUAGAGAACAAAAACCAUUGUGUAUUUGUUACGUUUAUUCAUGGCAACAACUAACUUGUGUUUUGAUUUUAACCGCGUCGUUUCAAUUAUUUUCCUGUCUUCCACGAAAACCAAAAACCAGAGAAGCUGAGAAAGUUGUAUUGCACAUACUAUUCCUAUGUUUUGUUGCGUUGUUGAUCUUUGUUUAUUGGCUUUCGUUUCUUCUGAAAAUCCUGUAGCUCUGUACUGUAAAUAACGAUUGAAAGGUCGAUGUCAGAGUCGAAUUGAAAGUUGUUUUUUUUUUCUUCUCAAGAAUAUCGUAAGAAAGUGGCAAACGUUGUCGUCUACUGCACACAUUUUUGUAACAAGUUCUGUUAGGGAUUUCUCCCAUUUUUUUUUUGCUUUGUAAUUAUUAGGGAUUUUAUUCGCGAAGAAGUGUAGAAGAUUGAUGAGAAGAGACAUUAGUUGGAUAGUAAUAAAUAUAUACACAAUCUAUAAUAUGUAGAAAACUUAAGCAUAACGACGAUAACUGCAAUAUUCAUAAAAAUAAAUAAAACACAUAUUUAAGCACAACUGCAUCACGAGAACGAUUUAAAGAUGUUUCAACUAUUAAUGUGCGGGUUGAGUAGUGAUAUCUUCGAAAGAACAGUCCCUCCUGAGAGUGCUUUAAGUUUAAGGAUCGAGUGAAUGGGGUCCGGUUUCUUUUUUGAACAUCAGUAGCUAAAAGAA
Messenger RNA from Uranotaenia lowii, 5040 nucleotides. It is a transcript of the gene fliI, whose product is annotated as protein flightless-1. Gene Ontology annotation, cellular component: actin cytoskeleton; nucleus; cytoplasm. The coding region runs from base 369 to 4163 and encodes 1264 amino acids. Gene Ontology annotation, biological process: myofibril assembly; barbed-end actin filament capping; actin filament severing. The transcript has 6 exons. The record is from RefSeq and is a predicted model, not a curated record. NCBI's taxonomy places the organism in Eukaryota, Metazoa, Arthropoda, Insecta, Diptera, Culicidae. Gene Ontology annotation, molecular function: phosphatidylinositol-4,5-bisphosphate binding; actin filament binding.